Rotaria sordida is the source of this 1785-nucleotide messenger RNA. Lineage: Eukaryota; Metazoa; Rotifera; Eurotatoria; Philodinida; Philodinidae. The record is from the annotation of a GenBank genome assembly.
AUGAAUUGUUUUAAAAAACAAGAAAACGAUCUACAAUUUAAACCUAAACAACGUCGUGUACUCAAACGUUUAUUUCGAUAUAGUCGACCAGAUUGGCCAUUGAUUACAUUAGGAACAAUAGUUUUAUUAGGAGCUGCUAUAUGCAAACUUUUAUCGAGUGUUGCGUUUAAAGAUACAUGGAAACAAUUUAAACAUAAUUUAAUUAUGUUUGUUAUUGUUAAUUUUGCUGGAGGAUUUCUUGGUGGAUUUCGUAUUGGAAUAUUUGCAAUAUGUGUAUCACGUCUUAAUAUUCGUCUUCGAAUAAAAUUAUUUCAAUCAUAUUUACGACAAGAAAUUGGUUUUUUUGAUACACAUGAAAGUGGUAAACUACUUUCACGUCUUAAUCAUGAUACACAAAUAAUGAGUUCAACUGUAGCUAAUAAUACUGCUCAAUGUAUCGGCGCAUUUGUUAAAUUUGUUGGUACAUUUAUAAUGAUGAUUAAAUUGAGUUUACAUUUAACAAUUGCUUGUCUUAUUGGUGCACCACUUAUAUUAAUUGUUGCUAAAAUAAGUGGUAAUGCACAUCGACGUAUAUCAGAAAAAGUUCAAGAUCUAUCAGCUGAUGCAUCCGAAAUAGCUGAGGAAACAAUUCAAACAAUACGAACAGUUAGAAGUUUUGGAAAUGAAGAUGGUGAAUUAAAACGAUUUGCUGAUAUUCUUCAACAAGCAUAUAAAGCAUCACUUAUACAAGCUGCAUUAUCAGCUGGACAAAAAUGGUUUGUUGAAUUAGCGCAACUCGGUAUGAGUGUUGUUAUGCUUUAUUAUGGUGCCGAACUUGUACGUGACAAUCGAGUUGCUGGACCAGAUUUAUUAGCAUUUGUUAUAUAUCAAUUAACACUUGGAGCAAUUUUAAGUGAUAUAUCUCAAAUAUAUACAGCACUUAUGACAGCAGCUGGUGCCAGUCAAUCUGUAUUUGAUUAUCUUGAUCGUAAACCAAUGCAACGACCAAAUGGUACACUACAACCAAAUGAAUUUCGAGGUGAAAUUGAAUUUAAUAAUGUAGCACUUGUUUAUCCAGCAAGACCAGAUGAAAUUGCUCUUCAUAGUAUAACAUUUAAAAUUGAACCAGGUCAAACAUGUGCUUUUGUUGGACCAUCUGGUUCUGGAAAAUCUUCAUGUAUUAAUUUACUUGAACGUUUUUAUGAUCCAAGUAGUGGUACAAUAUUAAUUGAUGGUCGAGAAAUUCAUGAUUAUGAUCAUAAAUAUCUUCAUAGAAAAAUAGCUAUGGUUGGACAAGAACCUAUUUUAUUUAAUCGAAGUAUUAAAGAAAAUAUAACAUAUGCAAUAAAUGAUGAUGAAAAUAAUAAUAAAGAUGAUGCAACAGUAAUUUAUGCAGCUCAAGAAGCAAAUGCACAUGGAUUUGUUACUGAUCUUGUUAAUGGAUAUAAUACUAAAUGCGGUCAACGUGGUGGUCAUUUAUCUGGUGGUCAAAAACAACGAAUAUCUAUUGCUCGAGCUAUUAUUCGAAAACCAACAAUACUUCUAUUAGAUGAAGCAACAUCAGCUUUAGAUCCUGUUAAUGAACGUUUGAUUCAAGAUGCAUUAUUUUAUAACAAAGACAAACAAGAACAAAGAACUGUUCUUAUAUCAGCACAUCGAUUAAGUACAAUAGAACGAUGUGAUAAAAUAUUUGUUAUACAUAAAGGUAAUUUAACUGAACAAGGUACACAUGAAGAAUUAAUGGAAAAUGAUAAUGGAAUUUAUCGAGAACUUGUUCGACGACAAAAAAUGGAUAUAGAUAGUUAA